ACUCACUCUAUUGCACCACACAAGGGACUGUGAGUGAGAGAGCUCGAAGACGCCAUGGCGAGAAUCAAGGUUCAUGAGUUGAGGGAGAAAUCAAAAACGGAUCUUUCUACUCAAUUGAAAGAUCUGAAGGCGGAGCUUGCUCUUCUCCGUGUCGCUAAGGUCACUGGUGGUGCUCCUAACAAGCUCUCUAAGAUCAAAGUGGUGAGGAAGUCCAUUGCGCAAGUGUUGACUGUGGCCUCACAGAAACAAAAGUCUGCACUUAGAGAAGCAUACAAGAACAAGAAGUUGUUACCCUUGGAUCUCCGUCCCAAGAAGACUAGAGCCAUCAGAAGGAGACUAACUAAGCACCAGGCGUCACUGAAGACAGAACGAGAGAAGAAGAAAGAAAUGUACUUUCCAAUUAGAAAGUAUGCCAUCAAGGUUUAAUAUCGUCGUCUUCCCUGAUCUAUCUGAAUCAUCUUCGAAUUACAGUUUUGAUUCUUCAAACAUAUCAUUGUAUGAUACUAUGAUCUCUUACAUUUCAAAUAUGAUUCAAACCCUCUUCGAAUUUUAAGAAUUACCUCCUGGGGUGAUCUACUUGUUUUUUUU
Messenger RNA from Capsella rubella, 588 nucleotides. RefSeq names its product 60S ribosomal protein L35-1. Gene Ontology annotation, molecular function: mRNA binding; structural constituent of ribosome. The transcript is spliced from 4 exons. Gene Ontology annotation, cellular component: cytosolic large ribosomal subunit; ribosome. NCBI's taxonomy places the organism in Eukaryota, Viridiplantae, Streptophyta, Magnoliopsida, Brassicales, Brassicaceae. The record is from RefSeq and is a predicted model, not a curated record. The coding region runs from base 55 to 426 and encodes 123 amino acids. Gene Ontology annotation, biological process: translation; maturation of LSU-rRNA from tricistronic rRNA transcript (SSU-rRNA, 5.8S rRNA, LSU-rRNA).